AUGUCCCUGAGAAAAGUGCGAAAAGACGAUGGUAAUCGUACCUUGAGAACACGACGCCAACUAAAAUUAAAAAAUACCGAUGAGUCUGAUGUCAUUGAAGGCACGCCGCAAUUAAAUGAAACUAAGCGACCUGGAAGAAAACCUAGAGGAAAAAAAACUGCUGAAACAGCUGAUGAUUCUGUAAAUGUAUCUGUGGCAAUCAGCAGUAGAAAAAGAACAAGAAAAGAUAAAGAUGAUAAUGUUACUUUGUUAACUGAAGAUUCUAUUUUAACUGAUCAGACUCUCACAAAAGCACCGGUUUCAGCUAAAAAAACACGCGGCCGUAAACGUGCUGUGCCUGAAAAAGCUGAUGGUGACACUGAUGAUGAUAAAAAAGUUGAUGAUGCAGUAGAUAACGGGCGUGAAGCGGAAAAUGUUAGUAGCAUUGGUACUAAAGUUACACUUGAUAACGACCAAGAAGAAAAGUCGAAGGAAGAUGUUGAGGUUAAGGCGAUAUCUAAACGAGGUAGAAAACAAGCUGCAACACCAAUAAAUCCUCGAACUCGUCAGCUUAGAAGCCGUAAUGUUAAUUCACCAACUACGGUCGUCACUCCCGAAAGUAGCCCAAUUACUGUUCAUCUUACUCCUCAUCGUGCGACAAAAACACCUAGAAAAUCACCUGUUAAUAUUGGAUCACCAAAAACACAUACGCUUAGUCCUCAACGAUUGUCUAAGACUCCUCGGAAGCUAUCAAUCAUUAAUGAUUCUCCAAUUUCAUCAGAUUUAUCAUCAAACCUUGGAACAUCUCAUACUGAUUUAUCAAAGAGUUUAUCUUCUCGUAAGUCUGCAAAAUCGACUAAAUCUCCUAGAGUUUCUUUAAAGUCACCAAAAUCACCUAGGGUGCUAUUAAAAUCACCAAAAGCUCUCAGAGUUUCUUUGCGGUCUCCAAAAUCUCCAAUGAAUUCUUUGAAAUCUCCAGGAACUCCUUUAAAGUCUCCAAAAUCACCGAAAUCCCCUGGAAAAUCUUUUAAGUCUCCAAAAUCACCUAAAAUUAAUCAAAAGUCAAAAAGUCCUCGUGUACUUGCAACUAAAAUAAUAAAAUCACCAAAAAAUGGUCCAGCUACGCCAGUUAAAUCUCCUUCUCCAAACAAAUCACCAAGUAAUCAACCAUUAAUUGAGUCUCAAAAGAUCAAUGAUAAAGUUCGGUCUCCACAAUUGGUUCUUCGGAAAUUAUCACCUCGUAAGACACUAGAAAAUGUUUUAGAAACACCAAUUUCCAACAGCAGCAUAUUAGAGAACUUGCCUGAAAAACCCGCUAGUCCUCGACAAGCGAAGCCGACAGCAUUUAAACGUUUAUCUAUUACAACUUCAGGAACACCGUUGAGACCCAUUCCGACUCCUAAACACAACGACUCCAAAAAAUCAGCUCACAAAUCUUUUGUCGGUGACACAAAUACACCUUUAACUUUGUUUGCAAUGAAACAUGGUUCAGGAUUGAUGUCAUCGACUCCAAGAGAGAAGAUUCGCCGGUCGUUGAAUCUUUCUCUAAAUUCUGACCAAACUGUAGACUUACGUGACAGUCCAUUCAGUGUGCAAUCAUUUUAUGGAAAGACAUCACCAAGAACAUCCACUCGUAUUCAUAAUGAUUCGACUUUUUCUAAAAUCGCUGACGAAACAAAUCCGUUGAUUACAGACGAUGAAUCUUUUGAAUUGAGUGGCAUCAAGACUGUUGAACAAUCACAACAAGAUGUUGUGACAGAUAAACAGGAUUCAUUGAUUUCUGAAGACAGCAAUGAAAAUCUUAACAAUACGUAUGAACUUGCCGAGCCCCAAACACCAGGAUUGAAGAAGAAAAAGAACAAGAACAAGAAAGAAGAGGAAGAAACAUCUGGGAAUGAUACCUACGAAUUGGAUGAACCAAAAACACCCGCGUUGCGCAAAAAAAGAACUGCAGUAGAAACCAACAUUAUUGCUGCUGAUGUUGCUGAUGAAAAAGGAGCAAAACGAGCCUGUCGAGUAAGAUUUGCCAGUCCAUCUGUAAAUUCAAUUUCCGCUGUUACUGAGAAAACUAAAGAUACAGCUACAAGAACAGCUACUCCUGGUAAAGCAACAUUGAAAAAAACUGGUUUUGUGACGAUCCGUAAUCCAACUAAAACAAAUAAAAUUUCACCUAGAAGAAGAUCAAGUUCUCUAUCGAAUCUACCAAGACCAAAACCUAGUGCCAAGAAACGCUCGCUUUCGACGAUUGAUUUGUCCAGGUCCGCUCAAAAAGCAUUACAGAAUGAAUCAGUUAAUAGGCUAAGCAGAGCUAGACAUUCAGUGCAAUCGGAUAAAAAAUCUGAAGUAAAACCAAUGUCUGCUAGAAAAGUACCAAACUUUGCUCAAAUACAUCAGAAAAAAUUUGAGCAAAUGGAAUCUGUUGUAGAUGCCAAGAAAAGAGUUGAAACUCGUCACAAUACCUUGACAAAUAAUCUUCAAGUAGCAUCUACAAGUGUUUCUAAGCUAGUAACACCCAAUACUCUGAAAACGGCAGGUAGGCAGAUAAAAGUACCAGCUGCUUCAGACAAAGGUGUUAGUCCAGGUGAUACCGUUAAUGGUGUAUUCAAUAGAUUUGGGUAUAAAGUAAGGAAGGAAGAAGCUACUAAAAUAGUCAAUAAAAAAUUGCCGACUAAAACUAGUGAAGAGAAAAAAACAGAGAAGCGGACGAUACUGAAAGGAGUAAGAUCUAACCGGAGAUUCGAAAUGCUAAUGAAUCUCCGCAGAAUGAAUCAGUAA
This is a messenger RNA of Cotesia congregata, 2754 nucleotides long. NCBI's taxonomy places the organism in Eukaryota, Metazoa, Arthropoda, Insecta, Hymenoptera, Braconidae. The record is from the annotation of a GenBank genome assembly.